AUGGGUUGGCUGGUGUGGAACAGAACAGUCACCCCGACUGGAACAGAAGGCAGACGACCACACGGCACAGUGGAAAUCAGCAUGGAUCCCGCCGACAGCACUCCGUUGAAAUCUGGACAGAUGGAUAGGAAGAGGAAAAUGAUCGAAACGUUCUGGAUAUUCUGGGCCAUAAUGCUUGUGGGUUUUACCAACGCCAUUCUUGGUCCAACGGUCGUCAGUCUCCUGUCAGUCACCAACUCCCCAAUAUCAUACAUUAACUGGAUCUUCGUCCUCCAGGGUCUAGGCUUUAUUUUGGGUAUCCUAGGAGCCGCCAUGCUGACACGUGUUGUCAUCGCUCCCGUGAUUCUCUCGGCCUCCAUUUUUUUUGCCAGUUUUGUCAACGCUGCUCUCCCCUGGAUGAGAUCCUUCCCGGCGCUAGGUGGUUUCGUUUUCACGCAGUUCUUAUUGAAAGGAAUUGUCGAUUACGGUGCUAUGUAUCUGUGUGGUUUGCUGUGGCCCCGUGACAAUGACGUUCCGUUCCAGUUUAUCUCAGUAGGUGUUGGACUUGCCGCUUUUAUCGCCCCGUUCUUUGCCUAUCCCGUUCUAAGCAAAGAAGCUUUCUCCGAGACAAACCACGGUAUAUCAGGAGGAGCCUCUACCCUUCAGUGUGAAACUCCAAGCGAUUCACUCUUGGGCAACGCUUCCCUGACAGCAAACCUCUUUCCAGCCCAGUGCAUGGCACAGCCCACAAACGUGGACAACAUUUACAUCCCUUUUCUAAUCAUCGCAGUAGUGAUGCUGCCACCAGGUGUGGCUUUCGGCCAUUACGCCGUUUCUGACAAUAAACCGGAAGAGACGACAUCGAACGCUAGUUACGAUGCCUUACCGGAAUUUGAAUCGGAGGAAGGGUUGCUUAAAAAGCGGACUAACUUCUUGUACUGGUUAGUUCUGUGCUUGCUUAUGGUGUUUUAUGUGCCAUACGGUGGAGUGCUGAUAACAUUCAGCCACCUAUUGGCGGCGUUUGGUAUGAAAAGUCAACUGCAUCUGUCGGCCUCCACCAUGGCGUUAAUGACUUCAGUCUACUGGGGUUGUUUUCUCUUGGGGAGACUUCUCAACACGCUCUUCUCCACGUACCUGAACCAAUUCGUCAUAAAUCUGUGUAACUUUGUCGGACUCUUCGUGUCCAUUUUCAUCUUAGUAUUUCUCGCUGGCGAAUCGGAGCCGGCGUUGUGGGUCGGCACCGCGCUUAUGUCGCUCUUCAACUCGGGGUUUCUUCCGGGAGUCAUGACUUGGAUCGGUUCUUACGUUUCACUGGAAGGAAACGCGAUAUGCUUGUCUCUGGUUGGUGUGGCAAUUGGUGAGCUCUUUAUUCCGUUUUUGGCAGGAUACGCUUUUAAUAUAUUCGGAUCUAUGUCCCUGAUGUACAUGGUUUUGGGCAUGUCGAUCUUUGAAUUCGCCGUGUUUGUAAUUCUCUGCAUCAUAGUCUGUGCCAAGUUGAAAGACAAAGACGGUGGAGGAAAGAUUGCUCAGUCCCAGUACGACGCCAUCUCACUAACAAAUGAACACUGA
This is a messenger RNA of Liolophura sinensis, 1548 nucleotides long. RefSeq names its product sodium-dependent glucose transporter 1A-like. Bases 1 to 1548 code for a protein of 515 amino acids. The record is from RefSeq and is a predicted model, not a curated record. Gene Ontology annotation, molecular function: D-glucose transmembrane transporter activity. Lineage: Eukaryota; Metazoa; Mollusca; Polyplacophora; Chitonida; Chitonidae. The transcript is spliced from 3 exons.